Messenger RNA from Cryptococcus wingfieldii CBS 7118, 1467 nucleotides. Its product is annotated as ATP-dependent rRNA helicase RRP3. The transcript is spliced from 4 exons. The coding region runs from base 1 to 1467 and encodes 488 amino acids. Gene Ontology annotation, molecular function: nucleic acid binding; ATP binding; RNA helicase activity. NCBI's taxonomy places the organism in Eukaryota, Fungi, Basidiomycota, Tremellomycetes, Tremellales, Cryptococcaceae. The record is from RefSeq and is a predicted model, not a curated record.
AUGUCCGAAUCAGAAGCCUCAUCUUCUCGCUCCGCCUCCGAGGCUCCCCGCUCUCCAUCCCCCGCCCCCUCUAACCCCGACGCCCCCGAAGCCUCCCACAACAAGACCUUUGCCGACCUCGGUAUCUCGCCAGAACUCUGCCAGGCAUGUGCUUCAUUGGGCUUCAAGAAGCCCUCCGACAUCCAAGCCGAGUCUAUCCCGCAUGCUUUACAAGGCAAGGACAUUAUCGGUCUUGCUCAGACUGGUUCGGGUAAGACUGCAGCUUUCAGUCUGCCUAUAUUGCAGGCACUUUGGGAAGAGCCGCAGCCGUUCUUUGCGCUCGUCAUGGCGCCCACGAGAGAACUUGCGUAUCAAAUUUCUCAGCAGGUCACUUCCCUCGGAUCCGGCAUUGGCGUCAGAACAGCCGUGCUGGUCGGUGGUAUGGACAUGAUGUCUCAAUCCAUUGCGCUCUCGAAACGACCCCAUGUUAUUGUUGCUACACCCGGUCGUCUCAUGGACCAUCUCGAGAACACUAAGGGUUUCUCAUUGAAGAGCUUGAAGUAUCUGGUCAUGGACGAAGCCGAUCGUCUCCUCGACCUCGAUUUCGGACCCAUCAUCGACAAAAUCCUCAAAGUCAUCCCCAAAGAACGCAACACCUACCUCUUCUCCGCUACCAUGACCACCAAAGUCGCCAAGCUCCAACGUGCCUCCCUCAACAAACCCGUCCGUGUCGAAGUGUCUUCCAAAUACUCUACCGUCGACACUCUGGUUCAACACUACCUGCUCUUGCCGCUCAAGUUGAAAGAUGCUUAUUUGCUGUAUUUGGCGAAUGAGCUGGCGAGCUCUUCGAUGAUCAUCUUUACGAGGACUGUCGCAGACUCUCAACGGUUGUCGAUUGUUUUGAGAAGAUUGGGUUUCCCUGCUAUCCCGCUCCAUGGUCAAAUGACCCAAUCCCUGCGAUUGGCGAGUUUGAACAAGUUCAAGAGCGGAGGAAGAAGUAUCUUAGUGGCUACCGAUGUUGCGUCGCGUGGUUUGGAUAUCCCUCUCGUAGACCUUGUCAUCAACUACGACAUGCCCACAAACUCCAAAGACUACGUCCACCGAGUCGGCCGUACAGCCCGUGCCGGCCGUUCCGGCAAGUCCAUCACCCUCGUCACCCAAUACGACGUCGAAAUCCUGCAACGUAUCGAAGCCCACAUCGGCAAAAAGAUGUCCGGCUUCACAGCCGACAAAGAAGCCGUCGCCCUCUUGGCCGAGACGGUGGCGAGAGCAAACAGGGAGGCGGCUUUGGAAAUACGUGAAGCCGGGACGGGGGGUGCGGGUGGGAAGAGAGGAAGGGAUGGGGGGAGGAAGGGGCGAGGGGAUGGGGAUGAUAGGGAUAGGGAUGAUGAUGUUGUGGAGGCUGGUAUGCCGAGGAAGAAGAACAAGUUUACGACGGGAGGGAAGAAGCCUCAGCAGAAGGGCGGUCAAAGGGGAGGCAGGAAGUAG